Messenger RNA from Saccostrea echinata, 4288 nucleotides. Its product is annotated as regulator of G-protein signaling 22-like. Gene Ontology annotation, biological process: regulation of signal transduction. The record is from RefSeq and is a predicted model, not a curated record. Gene Ontology annotation, molecular function: G-protein alpha-subunit binding. The coding region runs from base 6 to 4145 and encodes 1379 amino acids. The transcript is spliced from 29 exons. Lineage: Eukaryota; Metazoa; Mollusca; Bivalvia; Ostreida; Ostreidae.
CACUAAUGACGGAUAUCGAUGGAUCUUUCUUGAGCCAAGAUAGAAGGCAAUCAACAUCUUUAACAUUCAUACCCUGGACGGCAUGGUCGUGUCGGAAUUACGAGCAGGCACUAGAGAUCACGGGAGAAAACCUUGAGGAUUUACUGGCUUAUGACGAUUUGUUCCUGGAUUAUUUCAAUGCCUUUUUGUCAUUACCGGUGUUUCCCCAGCCUUUGAGGUACAAUCGUCUUACAGGGGACUUUGAGGAUGCCUCCAAACAUCUGCAUAGAGACUCCUCAAGUGUCAGCUCAGAAUCCAGUGAGGAGGAUAAUCUACCUUAUGGCACCACAGACAGUGAGAGAGAUAAACUACUGGAGUGGGCCAGGGAAGAGCGACUACCUCUAUUUCUCAGCACACAGCUAUUCAGGGAAUUUAAACUCUGCAAGCUCCUCUUACGUCCUCUUGAUGACAGGUACUCAGCUAGUCGUAACUCCAGUAACCAGUUACGUGGUUACAGUCGCCAGUCCGAGAGUUAUGUCUCUAGUCUGAGUAACAGCGCUGACAACAGUGGACAUGAUGAGAUUGAUGAUGAGGAGAUGGCCUCUAUUCAGAACCAGUUCCAGAAUUCUACUUUGUUCAAAUAUCAGCGGCCAGGAAGCAGAGCCGUCAGCAUGCCAAUAAAGCUGGAUUCAGAAGCAGAGUUUUAUGUACAAGGGAGUACAGCCACCCCCACUACUCAGGAACCCCCACCCUCAGAAGUUCAGCCCAAAAGUGCCUCCCUCAAGAAGAAGUUCAAGGAAGUCAAUGAUAAAGAUGAAAGUCCUGUCAGGAAACCCUCUGUGGUGAAAUUUGAUCCGGUGACCAGUGAUGUCAAAAGUAAACAUUCAGCUCACAAGGAGAAACGACAAAAAUCAGAGGCAGAGGAAGCAUUUCUGAGGCAUGCUAGAGUCCUGUCAGCGCCUCUGAAUUAUGCCGAUUACAUGCGACACCCGAUGUUUGGGGACUUUGAUUUCCUGUUUGGGGAGGAUGAACCUGACCCUGAUGGAAGAGUGUAUGUGUCCUUUCAAGAGGAGCAUGCAAGUGAGGAACAGACAGAAAAUGAUGUCAAAAAUAUGGAAGGGAGGCUGAAAAUGUCUCUUCAACAGCUAAAGGAACAAGUGCUAGGAAAGCAAAACAGUAUGGAGGGCUUUAAAGAGUUCUUAUCAGAUACAGCAGGUAUUCAUCUCCUUAACUUUUGGUUAGACUGUGAGUACUUCAAAGAUGCCAUGGAAAACUUUGAUGAAGUUGUCAAUAUGGAUAUCAGGAGUAGACUGUAUAGGGAUAUUCAAGACAAAUACAAGAUGAACUUAACAGAGGAAGCACGAGAUCAGAUAACCAAAGCCUCCCGUAAUUCCUCUCUCAGUCAUACAGUGUUUAUCCGCACCCAGUAUGAUGUCCUCCGGAGAUUACGUGCCUACUGGGUCCCUCGGUACCUCAUCCAUAUGGAAAGGUUACGAGAACUCAGGGAUAUUGGAAAUAUUAUGGGAAUCAAAGGUAUCAAAGUAGAAAACUCUAUGAGGAAAAUAACGCCCUUCCUGCCAUCAAUCUCUCUAGUCAAUUCAAUGCCAGUGCGCCCCGAUGAUGUGUUAACAUACUCCAAAACCAAAAGCUGGGACUUCCUCAGCCGUGGCGGAAGGAAGCUGGACUCAAGGAUAUCUUCUGCCAAAUUAAAACCAGCUCUUCAUCCACCCUCACCAGUCCAAUUGACUAAAGACAGAUUUUUAGUUGCCUUGACAUCGGAUAAGCUUGCAGGUGGCCCAUUUCAGAGAUAUCUAGAAAAACAGGAGGAUAAGAGGCUGUUAUCCUGCUUGCUGUUCUGGCUGGACGUGACGGAUUACGGGAAGGAAGAAGACAGAUCAGCUGAUCGCCUCCUCAGACUCUGUCAUGCCUGGAAUAUCUACAACUCCUACUUUCCUAAUGGUUCAAACUACCCAAUAGGUGCCUCUGAUUUAGAAAGAGCCAGGCUACAUCAGACAUUGAUCAGUGCCAAAGAUUUUGUGGAGGCCAACAUUUUUAUACCAGCUAAAGCUCGGAUUGUAAAGUUAUUGGAACAAAACUGGAUUAAUUAUCUUAAGGAAGAUUUAAAAACGUUUUUGGAUGCUCAUGUUAGAGAUGGUGCCUUGAGUCCCCCAGAAUCUGCUGAUGUCAUAGACAUUGUGGUGACUAAUGAUGAGUUGAUCAUCACUCGACCUGACCCAUGGGUCAAAAGAAGGGAGGAGGAGGAGGUUCCAGUUGUUGUGGAAGAAGAGAGAAUUCCAACAACUGACUCUGAGAGACAAGCUAGACUACGAGCUGCACUGAGAUCUGCUGAUCUACUUGGACCUGAGGAGAGGGCAGAAAGGAGGGCAAAGGCCAGGGCCAAGAGGAAAGAAAUGGAAAGGGAGAGAAAGAAGGCAAUACGUGCAGCUUAUCGGAGAGUGAGAGAGGCCAAAAGGAAGAAAGAACCCGAGAAGGAGGAUGAGGAGGAUAUGGAUUUUGACAUUGAUGGGGAAAAGAAACCCUCCAAACCUCCCCCUCCAUUUGUUGACAUGCUCCACAAUAAACAAAUCAUGCUCAAUUUCAAGAAGAGCCUUGCUGAGUUUGAGGACAAAGAGAGGGCCAACAUGGUGUAUAUGUAUUUUGACAUUGAGAACUACCUGAAUUUUGGCAACAGUAAGAGUGAGGCCAAGAAGAAAGACAGCCAUGCUCAAAUGUUGUAUAAAACUUAUGUUGAUGCUCAAGGGAAGAAAAAAGUCAACUUUAGUGAAAAAUUAAACUCUAAAAUGACCGAAAGACCCAAAUCUCCUAUCAUCAAGGAAAUGCAGCAUUUUAUUUUACCAAAAAUAGAGGAGUCAUUUAAAGCCUACAUCAUAGAAAAGGCCAAUGAGCAUGGAAUGGAGCCCAGGGAGUUUGCCAGUUUGUCACAGGCAGAAUUAUCAUUACGCAUGGGAACGGACGCCUCCUUAAUGGGUGGAGCAUGGAAGAAAGGACGCAAGGGCAAGGAUGACGAAGAAGAUAUGGACUUUGAAACUGAUGCUCUGAAAGGGUUUGACAAUGGUAAAAAAUUUAGGGAAAUGGAAUUUGGCCCAGGGGUUACAGUAAAUUUUCUAGAACAUGAUAUGAAACGGCAAAGCGGACAGAGGCGAGUUCGCUUCGCUAAAAUUGAUGGCUACUUUGACCAUGACUCAAGUGGAAUGCAGGACGACACAACAUACACAGGUACAAGCCGAGACCAUUCUUCUUCACAAUUUGAUGAGAUGCCAUCUUCUAAAAUGUCACAAAGGCGCGGGCGAAGGUCAAAGACUGGUCGAGCUCAGCCUAACAAGGAGGAUAAGGAUGAAUUCUUUAAGGCCCUGAAGCAGUCCGCUGCUGGUCACCUGACACUGCCCAUGUUGUUCUUCUACAAAUAUUUACUGAAGCACGGAGAAGAGGAUGGCUGUCCGCUGAUCGACAAGGAUCUUUUCUUCUACAUUGAAGUACAGAAGUUCAAGGAUUCUAAUCAUGCCCACUCAGAUGAGGAGCUUUUAAGAAAGAAAGUGCAAUCCAUUAUGGAGUGUUUCCUUGAUUCUGUGACUAGUCCCACAUUGCAGAUUGACAUCUCACCACAACUUCAAGAGAAAACCAUAAAAGCAGCCCAGAGAUACCUGGCAGGCAAAGAUGUGGUGCCCAGUUUGUUUGACGAAGCACAGUUUGCAGUGUUCAAAGAACUUCUUCCUUACUGGGCUGGAUUUAAAAGAGGCUUCCAGCCUCCGGAUGAUCCAGCCAAGAGACCAGUGACAAAAUACCAAAAGAUGUUGAAGAAAAGGUUGGAUGGUAUAGAAAAUUAUGAAAUUCCUAAGGAGGAUUUCUCAUUUCCUCCAAUACCGGAUGGCUCCAUUGCUGCUUACACAUUCUCCCUUUCUGAUGGGGUUCGUUGGAGGAGAGAAGGAGUGAGGGAUUUGGAAGUAUCCUCAGAUGACGCUGCCAGUAUACUAGGCAGUCCCCUGGAUAGGUCCGAUACAGGUACCACACGAGGGGGAACCAGUCAGAAGACCUUAGAUCAACUCAAAAAGAGGCGGAAAUCCCACAGUAUUCUCAGUGUACCACCUGGUGGUGCCAUGACUCGGAAUAACACAGAAUCAAGCACCACCAUCUCGGUGAAGGACUGACGAAGACAUUGUUUGUGCUAUUGAGUAUUCAAAUGUGAUAUCUUCAGCUUUAGAAAACUGGUGUGAUAUCUCAAGUCUUUCUUAAUGUUUAUUUAUGCCUAUAUUGUUGAUUAUUUAAUAAAAAUUUGUUUAUUUUGAUAUAA